Messenger RNA from Leptosia nina, 576 nucleotides. Lineage: Eukaryota; Metazoa; Arthropoda; Insecta; Lepidoptera; Pieridae. The record is from the annotation of a GenBank genome assembly.
AUGACUGAAUAUACGAAGCCACCUCAUGAUAAAGACUUAGUGAAUUUCACUCAGAAAAAUGAUUAUGACUCUUUAGCUAAAUACCUUAUAGGAAAUAUUUAUAGAUAUCGAGAAAAUAUAAUUAUACCGAGAGUAUUAGGCCCAGUUAUCAUUAAAACAAAUGAGGAGAAAAUGAUAGAGUCUACAGUCGAGAGUUGUCCUUUUAAAUCGUUAAGCAGUUGUGUUAUAGGAUAUGGUCUCGGUCUUGCUGUUGGUUUAUUCACAUCCUCCCUGAUGCCAAAUAUGACGGACCCAAUGGCACAACAAAAUCAAACAGCUAGGGAGAUUUUGCGAGAGAUGAAAAAUUCCAUGUUGAGUUAUGCUAAGAACUUUGCUAUACUUGGAGCAGUGUUCUCUGGAGUGGAAUGUUGUAUAGAGACCGCUAGGGGGAAAUCAGAUUGGAAAAAUGGUACAUAUGCUGGAGGUGUUACUGGAGGACUUAUUGGCUUAAGAGGAGGAUUAAAAGCAGGCAUCUUUGGUGCUGCUGGAUUUGCUGCAUUUUCUACUAUUAUUGAUUACUAUAUGCAUCAACGUUAA